This is a messenger RNA of Varanus komodoensis (Komodo dragon), 14177 nucleotides long. It is a transcript of the gene KALRN, whose product is annotated as kalirin RhoGEF kinase. The record is from RefSeq and is a predicted model, not a curated record. Gene Ontology annotation, biological process: intracellular signal transduction; axon guidance; protein phosphorylation. Lineage: Eukaryota; Metazoa; Chordata; Lepidosauria; Squamata; Varanidae. The coding region runs from base 45 to 8828 and encodes 2927 amino acids. Gene Ontology annotation, cellular component: cytoplasm; postsynaptic density. The transcript has 59 exons. Gene Ontology annotation, molecular function: ATP binding; guanyl-nucleotide exchange factor activity; protein binding.
GCUGCUGUUCCUGCUGUUGAGCCUCCUUCUGCCCAAGUCUAGCCAUGAACCCGGCCGAGGGGGCAGCGGAGGAAGGGGCAGUUCCCGAUUCCGAGGUGGAUGCCUUUUUCCGAACAGGAUCUUUCCGAAAUGAUGGCUUAAAAGCUGCUGAUGUCCUUCCUAUAUUAAAGGAAAAAGUGGCCUUUGUGUCAGGUGGCCGUGAUAAACGAGGAGGUCCUAUCCUGACAUUUCCAGCACGCAGCAAUCAUGAUAGAAUAAGGCAGGAAGACCUUCGGAAACUUGUGACUUACUUGGCUAGCGUACCGAGUGAAGAUGUCUGCAAACGAGGGUUUACUGUCAUCAUUGAUAUGAGGGGGUCUAAAUGGGACCUGAUCAAGCCUCUCUUGAAGACCCUCCAGGAGGCCUUCCCUGCGGAAAUUCAUGUUGCCCUGAUAAUCAAGCCCGAUAACUUCUGGCAGAAACAGAAGACAAAUUUUGGAAGUUCAAAAUUCAUCUUUGAGACAAGUAUGGUUUCCGUUGAAGGCCUAGCAAAACUGGUGGAUCCCUCCCAACUAACAGAGGAAUUUGAAGGAUCCUUGGAUUACAAUCAUGAUGAAUGGAUAGAGUUGAGAGUCUCCCUGGAAGAGUUUUUCAACAGUGCUAUCCAUUUGUUAUCCAGACUAGAGGACCUUCAGGAAAUGUUGGCUAGGAAGGAAUUUCCAGUGGAUGUGGAGGGUUCAAGAAGAUUGAUAGAUGAACACACACAACUCAAGAAGAAAGUAAUUAAAGCUCCAGUAGAAGAAUUAGACCGUGAAGGUCAGAGAUUAUUGCAAUGCAUAAGGUGCAGUGAUGGUUUUUCUGGUAGGAACUGCAUUCCUGGCAGUGCAGAUUUCCAAAGCCUUGUGCCAAAGAUCACCAGCCUUUUGGACAAACUGCAUUCAACACGGCAACACUUACAUCAGAUGUGGCAUGUCCGCAAGCUGAAACUAGAUCAGUGCUUUCAACUUCGACUAUUUGAACAAGAUGCAGAAAAGAUGUUUGACUGGAUCAGCCACAACAAAGAGUUGUUCCUGCAGAGUCACACUGAAAUUGGGGUGAGCUACCAACAUGCUCUUGAUUUACAGACCCAGCAUAACCACUUUGCUAUGAAUUCCAUGAAUGCCUAUGUUAAUAUAAACCGUAUAAUGUCAGUAGCUUCCAGGCUUUCAGAGGCUGGCCAUUAUGCAUCUCAACAAAUUAAACAGAUCUCUACCCAGCUAGAUCAAGAGUGGAAGAGCUUUGCUGCAGCACUGGAUGAGCGCAGCACCAUUCUAGCCAUGUCUGCUGUGUUUCACCAAAAGGCUGAACAGUUCCUAUCUGGUGUGGAUGCCUGGUGCAAAAUGUGCAGCGAGGGAGGCCUUCCAUCAGAAAUGCAAGACCUGGAAUUGGCCAUCCAUCAUCAUCAGUCCCUCUAUGAACAAGUCACCCAGGCUUACACAGAGGUUAGCCAGGAUGGAAAGGCUUUGCUGGAUGUUCUACAGCGUCCCUUGAGUCCUGGGAACUCUGAAUCUCUUACUGCCACAGCUAAUUAUUCCAAGGCUGUUCACCAAGUUUUGGAUGUGGUCCAUGAAGUCUUACAUCACCAAAGGCGCUUGGAGAGCAUCUGGCAGCACAGAAAGGUCCGGUUACAUCAGAGGCUUCAACUUUGUGUUUUCCAGCAAGAUGUUCAGCAGGUGUUAGACUGGAUUGAAAACCAUGGGGAAGCCUUUCUUAGUAAACACACUGGAGUGGGAAAGUCCCUUCAUAGGGCACGAGCUCUUCAGAAAAGACAUGAUGAUUUUGAAGAAGUGGCACAGAAUACCUAUACCAAUGCAGACAAGCUACUGGAAGCUGCAGAGCAGUUGGCUCAGACUGGAGAAUGUGACCCUGAAGAGAUCUACAAAGCAGCACGACAUCUAGAAGUGAGGAUUCAGGACUUUGUCAGAAGAGUGGAACAAAGGAAGCUUCUUUUGGACAUGUCAGUCUCAUUCCACACUCAUACUAAAGAGCUCUGGACAUGGAUGGAAGACCUUCAAAAAGAGCUCUUGGAAGAUGUCUGUGCUGACUCUGUGGAUGCUGUUCAAGAACUCAUUAAGCAGUUCCAGCAGCAGCAAACAGCUACUUUGGAUGCUACCCUUAAUGUCAUCAAAGAAGGUGAAGAUCUAAUCCAGCAGCUCAGGGAUUCAGCAGUCUCCAACAAUAAAACACCACACAAUAGCUCGAUCAGCCACAUAGAGUCUGUCCUUCAGCAGCUUGAUGAAGCUCAGGUACAGAUGGAAGAGCUCUUCCAUGAGAGAAAAAUUAAGCUAGACAUCUUCCUUCAACUCCGGAUUUUCGAACAAUACACCAUUGAGGUGACAGCUGAGUUAGAUGCCUGGAAUGAAGACCUACUAAGACAAAUGAACGAUUUCAAUACUGAGGAUCUGACCCUAGCAGAGCAGCGUCUUCAGCGACACACAGAGCGGAAGUUGGCUAUGAAUAACAUGACUUUUGAGGUUAUCCAACAAGGGCAAGAUUUGCAUCAGUACAUCAUGGAAGUCCAAGCUUCAGGUAUUGAACUGAUCUGUGAAAAGGACAUUGAUCUAGCAACACAAGUACAGGAGCUGCUGGAAUUUCUUCAUGAGAAGCAACAUGAGCUGGAGCUCAAUGCUGAUCAGACACACAAGCGGCUGGAGCAGUGCCUUCAGCUCCGGCAUCUGCAGGCAGAGGUCAAGCAGAAGACGCACCAGAGUGCGCUCCAGGUGCAGCAGAAGGCGGAGGUGUUGCUGCAGGCCGGGCACUAUGAUGCUGAUGCCAUCAGGGAAUGCGCAGAAAAGGUGGCAUUGCACUGGCAGCAACUCAUGCUGAAGAUGGAGGAUAGGCUGAAGCUGGUUAAUGCAUCUGUUGCUUUUUAUAAAACCUCAGAACAGGUUUGCAGUGUACUAGAGAGUUUGGAACAGGAGUACCGAAGAGAUGAAGACUGGUGUGGAGGCCGGGAUAAGCUUGGACCAGCAUCUGAAAUAGACCAUGUUAUUCCUUUAAUCAGCAAACAUCUGGAACAGAAGGAAGCCUUUCUCAAGGCCUGCACACUAGCACGAAGGAAUGCAGAAGUGUUUCUCAAGUACAUUCACCGAAACAACGUCAGCAUGCCAGGGGUAGUGAGCCAUACGAGGGGACCUGAGCAACAAGUCAAAGCCAUUCUGAGUGAACUACUGCAGAGGGAGAACCGUGUUCUUCACUUCUGGACCUUGAAGAAACGGCGACUGGAUCAGUGCCAGCAGUAUGUGGUGUUUGAGCGGAGUGCUAAGCAGGCCUUAGACUGGAUUCAAGAUUCAGGAGAGUAUUAUCUCUCAACUCACAACUCCACAGGGGAAUCAGCAGAAGAAACAGAGGAACUCUUGAAAGAAUAUGGAGAAUUCAAAGUACCUGCCAAGCAAACCAAGGAGAAAGUGAAGCUUCUCAUUCAGCUGGCUGACAGCUUUGUAGAGAAAGGACAUACUCAUGCCAGCGAAAUUAGGAAAUGGGUUACCACCGUUGACAAACAUUAUCGAGACUUUUCUCUGAGGAUGGGGAAAUACCGUUACUCUUUGGAAAAAGCUCUUGGAAUAAAUACAGAGGAUAACAAGGACCUCGAAUUGGACAUUAUUCCAGCAAGUCUGUCAGAUCGUGAGGUGAAGCUGCGCGAUGCCAAUCAUGAGGCUAAUGAGGAAAAAAGGAAGUCAGCCAGAAAGAAAGAAUUCAUCAUGGCUGAACUGCUUCAGACUGAGAAGGCAUAUGUCAGGGAUUUGCAUGAAUGUUUAGAGACCUACCUUUGGGAAAUGACGAGUGGAGUAGAGGAGAUACCCCAAGGAAUUCUUAACAAGGAGCACAUAAUAUUUGGCAACAUACAAGAGAUCUAUGACUUUCAUAAUAACAUUUUUCUGAAAGAACUAGAAAAAUAUGAACAACUCCCUGAAGAUGUGGGUCAUUGCUUUGUCACCUGGGCAGAUAAAUUUCAGAUGUAUGUUACCUACUGCAAAAACAAACCUGACUCAAGCCAACUGAUCCUAGAGCAUGCAGGAACAUUCUUUGAUGAAAUUCAACAAAGACAUGGGCUGGCCAACUCCAUUUCCUCCUACUUAAUCAAGCCUGUCCAGAGGAUUACCAAGUAUCAACUUUUAUUGAAGGAACUUUUAACAUGCUGUGAAGAAGGAAAGGGGGAACUCAAGGAUGGUUUGGAAGUAAUGCUCAGUGUCCCUAAGAAAGCCAAUGAUGCCAUGCAUGUCAGCAUGCUGGAAGGUUUUGAUGAAAAUUUGGAUGUUCAAGGAGAACUGAUUCUUCAGGAUUCCUUCCAAGUAUGGGAUCCCAAGUCUCUCAUCCGGAAGGGCCGCGAGAGGCACUUGUUUCUCUUUGAAAUUUCUCUUGUUUUCAGCAAAGAGAUCAAAGAUUCUGCAGGACACACUAAAUAUGUUUACAAGAAUAAAUUACUGACCUCAGAGCUGGGAGUGACGGAACACGUGGAAGGAGAUCCCUGCAAAUUUGCCUUGUGGUCUGGUCGGACUCCCUCUUCCGAUAACAAAACUGUGCUUAAAGCUUCCAAUAUUGAAACAAAGCAGGAAUGGAUAAAAAAUAUUCGGGAAGUCAUACAGGAAAGGAUUAUACACUUAAAAGGAGCUUUGAAAGAGCCAAUACAACUCCCCAAGACUCCAGCAAAGCAAAGAAACAACAGUAAAAGAGAGGGAGGAGAAGAUGUUGACAGCCAAGGAGAUGGGAGUAGUCAACCUGACACAAUUUCAAUUGCAUCCAGGACUUCUCAGAAUACAGUAGACAGUGACAAGCUGUCUGGAGGAUGUGAACUCACCGUGGUGCUACAAGAUUUUAUUGCCAGCCACAGUAGUGAGCUGAGUAUCCAGGUGGGACAAACUGUGGAGCUACUAGAAAGGCCGAGCGAAAGGCCAGGCUGGUGCCUGGUGCGGACCACAGAGCGGAGUCCUCCUCAGGAAGGCCUGGUCCCCAGCAGUGCACUUUGCAUUUCCCAUUCCCGGAGUAGCGUGGAGAUGGACUGCUUCUUCCCUUCAGGAAAAGAUUCCUAUUCGGCCUCCUCCAAUGAAAAUGGCGGGAAAUCAGAAUCAGUAGCCACUUUACAGCCUCAGACAUCCCUCAAUUCCAUCCAGAGCUCCCCAGGGCCAAAGCGCUCAACCAACACCCUGAAAAAAUGGCUAACGAGUCCUGUGCGCCGGCUGAACAGUGGGAAGGCAGAUGGUAACAUCAAAAAACAGAAGAAAGUCCGUGAAGGAAGGAAAAGCUUUGACCUGGGAUCCCCCAAGCCUGGAGAUGAGACCCUACCUCAGGGAGACAGUGCAGACGAGAAGACCAAGAAAGGUUGGGGCGAAGAUGAACCAGAUGAAGAAUCUCAUACACCACUUCCUCCUCCAAUGAAGAUUUUUGAAAAUGAUCCUACACAGGAUGAGAUGUCCUCCUCUUUGCUAGCUGCUCGACAGAGCACCUCCGAUGUUCCAACUGCAGCGGAUCUUGUCAGUGCAAUAGAAAAACUGGUCAAAAGCAAGCUGACAUUAGAAGGAGGCUCCUACCGAGGAAGCUUAAAAGAUGCUACUGGAUGCUUGAAUGAAAAUUUGACACCUUCAACUCCUCCUCCUUCAAGGAACCUUGAAGAGGAACAAAAAGCCAAAGCUAUGAGAGGCAGAAUGUUUGUUCUAAAUGAAUUGGUACAGACAGAGAAAGACUAUGUGAAAGACUUAGGAAUUGUGGUAGAGGGCUUCAUGAAAAGAAUUGAAGAAAAAGGUGUCCCUGAAGACAUGAAAGGGAAAGACAAGAUUGUAUUUGGAAACAUUCACCAAAUCUAUGACUGGCACAAAGAUUUUUUUCUUGCUGAACUGGAAAAGUGCCUUCAGGAGCAUGACCGUUUAGCACAGCUCUUCAUCAAACACGAGAGGCGAUUACACAUGUAUGUGGUGUACUGUCAAAACAAACCAAAAUCUGAAUAUAUAGUAGCAGAAUGUGGUGCAUAUUUUGAGGAAGUACAACAAGAAAUAAACCAGCGGCUAACCCUUAGUGACUUCUUAAUCAAACCCAUUCAAAGAAUAACCAAGUACCAGUUGCUACUCAAGGACUUUCUGAAAUUCAGUGAAAAGGCUGGACUUGAGUGUUCAGAGACAGAGAAAGCUGUGGAAUUGAUGUGCCUUGUUCCGAAACGCUGCAAUGACAUGAUGAAUCUGGGCCGUCUUCAGGGCUUUGAGGGCAAGCUGGCAGCCCAAGGGAAGUUGUUGCAGCAGGAUACAUUUUACGUAACAGAGCAGGAUUCUGGAGGGCUGUCUCGACCGAAGGAACGCAGAGUUUUCCUCUUUGAGCAAAUAGUCAUCUUUAGCGAGCUUCUUAGGAAAGGCUCUCUAACACCUGGAUACCUGUUUAAACGGAGCAUAAAAAUGACAUACCUAAUACUAGAAGAGAAUGUGGAUAAUGAUCCCUGCAAGUUUGCGCUGAUGAGUCGGGAAACGUCAGAACGGCUCAUCCUGCAGGCAGCCAAUCCUGAAAUCCAGCAAGCCUGGGUGCAGGAUAUCAGCCAAGUGUUGGACACACAGAGGGACUUCUUAAAUGCACUACAGUCUCCUAUAGAAUACCAGCGCAAAGAAAGCAGUACCUCAGCUGUAAUAAGGCCCCAGACCAGCAGGGUACCCCAGCCCAUCACCAGGCCCUAUUCCUCAGGUCCAGUGGGGUCUGAUAAACCUUUGAAGGCUACCAUGCGUAACCCGUCUCUUCCGCCUCUGAAGUUAUCUACCUCCAAUGGCAGCACAGGGCACGAGCAGCACCAGCCAGGGGACAAAUAUGAGCAGAGCAAGAAUGACUUGGGUGGGUGCAAUGGGACCUCAUCUAUGGUGGUCAUCAAAGAUUACUAUGCACUGAAGGAGAAUGAGAUCUGUGUCAACCAGGGUGAGGUGGUUCAAGUACUAGCCAUUAACCAGCAGAACAUGUUCCUUGUGUACCAGCCUGCCAAUGACCAUUCACCAGCAGCAGAAGGAUGGAUCCCAGGGAAUAUCUUGGCUCCCCUCACUAAAUCAACUACAGAUAAUAGCGACGGAAGCAUAAAGAAGUCAUGUUCAUGGCAUACCCUGCGCAUGAGAAAGCGGGCGGAAAAGGAAAGCAGUGGCAAAACUGAAGCCAAUGGCCUACGUAAAUCCAAGGAUAUUCUGGGCAACAAAGUCUCUGUUAAAGAGACAAACAGUUCAGAGGAGUCAGAAUGCGAUGACCUUGACCCCAACACUAGCAUGGAGAUCAUCAACCCAAACUUCAUCCAGGAAGUUGCUCCAGAGUUUCUCGUGCCGUUGGUGGACAUAACGUGCCUGCUUGGUGAUACUGUUGUGCUACAGUGCAAAGUCUGUGGGCGGCCAAAGCCAACCCUAACCUGGAAAGGACCUGAUCAAAACAUCAUUGACAACGACAGCAGCACGCCCGUGUAUACUAUUGCUUACUGCGAGUCAGGAGAAGUCACCCUGAAGAUCUGUAAUGUGAUGCCUCAAGACAGCGGGAUCUACACUUGCGUGGCAACAAAUGAACUCGGGACAGCAUCCACUUCGGCUACAAUCAAAGUGCAAGGUGUCCCCGCAGCCCCAAAUCGCCCUAUAGCUCAGGAAAGAAGCUGCACCUCAGUGAUUCUACGCUGGCUGCCUCCGUCCAGCACAGGGAAUUGCACUAUUUCAGGUUACACUGUGGAGUACAGAGAAGAAGGCUCCCAGAUCUGGCAACAAUCCAUUGCCUCGACUUUGGACACCUACCUCGUCAUUGAAGAUCUCACACCUGGCUGCCAGUAUCAGUUUCGGGUCAGCGCCAGCAAUCCCUGGGGAAUUAGCUUGCCCAGUGAGGCCUCUGAGUUUGUGAAACUGCCAGAAUAUGACUCUGCAGCAGAUGGAGCCACCGUUAGCUGGAAAGAGAACUUUGAUUUUGCCUACACUGAGCUGAAUGAGAUUGGAAGGGGCCGAUUUGCUGUUGUAAAGAAAUGCAUUCACAAAGCUACCAGGAAGGAUGUUGCUGUGAAGUUCAUUAGUAAAAAAAUGAAGAAGAAGGAGCAGGCAGCACACGAAGCCGCCAUGUUGCAACACUUGCAACAUCCUCAGUAUAUCACUAUUCAUGAUACUUAUGAAUCACCUUCCUCCUAUAUCUUAGUUUUAGAACUGAUGGAUGAUGGCCGUCUCUUAGACUAUCUUAUGAAUCAUGAUGAACUGAUGGAAGAGAAAGUAGCUUUUUACAUAAGAGACACAAUGGAAGCCUUACAGUACCUUCACAAUUGUCGAGUUGCACAUUUGGAUAUAAAGCCAGAAAAUCUGCUCAUUGACUUGCGGAUCCCGGUGCCUCGUGUUAAGUUAAUAGACCUAGAAGAUGCUGUUCAAAUCACAGGCCAUUACCACAUUCAUCAUCUCCUUGGAAACCCAGAAUUUGCUGCUCCAGAAGUUCUCCAAGGUGCUCCUGUUUCCCUGGGCACAGAUAUCUGGAGCCUAGGGGUGCUCACCUAUGUCAUGCUAAGUGGUGUCUCCCCCUUUCUGGAUGAAAGCAGGGAAGAGACUUGCAUCAAUGUGUGCCGAGUGGAUUUCAGCUUCCCAAGUGAAUACUUCUGUGAUGUAAGCCAUGCUGCCAGAGAUUUCAUCACUGUAACCCUUCAGGAAGACUUCCGGAGGAGACCGACAGCGGCCACCUGCUUGCAGCACCCUUGGCUUCAGUUUCACAAUGGCAGCUAUUCCAAAAUUCCGCUGGAUACCUCACGCCUAGCCAGCUUCAUUGAGCGCCGCAAACACCAGUUUGACGUGCGUCCAGUUCCCAAUGUUAAGAGCUUUAUAAUGAGCAGAAUGAACCUAGGAACAUAAUGCAAUAUAGUGACUCUGCUUUGACACUGAAGCAAGGCUGGUACGAAAAGAGAGAAAGCAGAAUCUCUGGCUUUCUCUGUAUAAAGUAAUAUAUUUGGUGUGGUGUCCAAGAAUGUGUAUGCGCUGUUCCAGCAACUGCAUUAUCUAACUAGUUAGAAUUAGAUGCUUUCAGAUGUUGCAUAUGCAACUUCUUUGGUGGCUUAUUCUUGUAAUGAUGUGGUCAUAUUGAAUACAGAUGAAUGUUAAAAAGAAAAGCAGUUGAGAAUGGGAACCAAAACUUUGUGGCCUUGCUUUGGAAAGGCAGGCUUCUAAAAGACCUAGACAGAUUUGCUGAUCUUAUUAAAAUGUAAAGUAUGUAUCUGAAAGACAAUUGACAGUAAAGAAAUAAGAAUAGGCAGUCAGUAUUGUCCUGAAAAGCAGCCUGGAAUGGAUGGAUUUCAGAUUUUGCAGAAAUUGCUUUUCUUGAAUUCCUAAUGAAGAGCCAGUUCUAUCUUACAAGGCAGACUUCAUUCAUCUUCAGUAAGAAUUAGCCUUGUGGCAAGAUAGCCCUUCGGCUAUCAUUAUGUCAGGUUUGCCUGUAAUAUGACUUAGGUAUACUGUAUUCAAAUCAAAAUAUCCAAUUGCCAAGAAGUCCUCUCUGUAUUCUAUAACAUUCUCUUGUUAAAGUUAACAUGCCAUGAAGUAGUAAUAUGCUGCUGCUGAGAUGGUAAAUUUACUGGAACAAAACAUGUUUAGAUGAAGCACAAUGAGACAAUUUUUUACUAAUUUUUAUAACUCUUGUACAGAAAUCUUUUGCAAAAUAUGUGCAUUGAGAAAAGGCUAUGUAAAAUAAUUGCUGUGUCUGUAAACUAGGUGUCAACAACUUUUCCUGUUGCAGGAUGUUGAAUUCUCUAUAGUGUGUAAGAUGGAAAGAAUCUCAUUCCUUUUUCGGUUUUAAACAUUGCUCAGUUGUGAAAUCAAUCCAAAGUUGGCCAAAGUGUGGUAAACAUAGUGGGUCCAUCCUUCUGCUUAUGACUUCAAAAUUGGUCUGUAAGACUGGUAGUUUACAUUUGUACAUAUGCAUCUAUCUCCUUAACCCUCUCAUCCAAAUAUCUGUGCUGGUAUUUUUGUUCAGUCACAAAGUCUGGUGUGAAAUAACGCAAAAGGAUUAUUAAUAUUAAAAGUAAUUGCAAUAGUUCAUUCUUAUUAACCAAACACAGAACAAUUUAAUAGUUUCCUAUAUCACCUAACUAUUUUCAACUAAAUGGCUUUGGAAGAAUAGUUCCAAAUUAUACCAACCUUGAAUUGUCAUUGUUGGAGCUCAUCCAGCUGUUUGACACCAAGGAUACUUUAGCAGAAAGAAGUCAAAUCAGUCAACCAUUCAUUAUACUUGGUUUUCUAUUCUCCCCAUUCCCCAGCAACUACUGUUUUGUGGUAAUGGAUCUACAGACUAGUAAAGGCACAUUGGUCUCUUCUUCAUACACGGAGAGAGUAAGAUCUCUCACUUUGCAUGCUCAUUUAGGAUCCACUUGUUGGAGCACAUAGACAGAAAGCCCUUUUACCUGAGUCUGUAUGAAAAGUAAGACUUGGCAGAAAAUAAUAAUAAUAAAAAAAAACCCUUAGUCAAAGAGACAACAAAGAGGAGGGAAACCAGAUGACCAUUUGCUUCAUGGUAACUCACCAUUUAGCAAUUAUUAUUGUCCUGCCAAAUGAUAAGGAAAAUCUCACCACACUUCCUCACCUAACUGCACCAAUUUAACAAGUGUUUACAGGUACAUCGUGGUCAGUUAGGGCUUGGUUUUUUACUGUCUGUAUGUGCUCUGUCAUGAUGAGUCAGAGCCCCUUCUGUUGGGGCUUGAAGGGUCACGAAAGAUCUCAUAACAUCCCCUCCAUGGUCUCAGUUGUAUAGCAAACACAGUAAAAGAGAAGAACCAGUUUUCAGACACAAUAGUAAGCUGAUGUUUUCAAAGCCAUCAUCCAAGUUUCCCCAGACAGCUUAACAGAGUUCUAAUUCUUGAUAUAGGGGUAUAUUCUUGAGGAUGCCUCAGCAUCUGCAUCUGUUCUGCCUUCAAGAGGUUUAGGAACAGGGGAAGCUGCCUUAUAAGGAGUCAGACUGUGGGUCCAUCUGGCCCACUUCUGCAAACACUGACUAGCAGUGCCUGUCCAGGGUUUCAGGCAAGAACUUCUGCCUUUCUUGGAGUUGCCAGGGAUUGAACCUGGGCCUCUGCAUGCAAAACAUGUGCUCAGCUAUUGAACUACAGUGUCUGUCUGUGGUUAAGAAAAACAACAAAAAAACGAAUCCCUGUGUAAGCUAGAAAUACAUAGUUUAUUAGGCUCCAUGUAUUUUGGUUGAAGACUGUUUCAAAUGUAAUAAUUGCAGUAAAUUGUGGUUUAUUGGACCAGGAUCCUGGUUUAAUAUUCUGGCUUAUUAGAGAGUCUUAACCCAAAGCUCCUUGGUUCAGAUUUCAGAUAAAUUGGACUAUACAAAACCACGUAAGUUUCACCAAAGGAGGAGGUAAGGGGUAAGGAGAUGCAGACAGGCAUAUGACUCAUCUUGGAUUGUUAUGGAUGAACUGGGCCAUUUUCAGGGAUGCUUUUCUUCAUUGUUGAGGGUAUAUUUUUCCUAGUGCUUCUUGGAGGCUUCCUUUUUUCUGGUUUUGGCUUUGGCUUUGCUUUGCUAUGUACCUUCUUUCCUUGUGUAGUCAGAAAAAGCUCCAUGUUUUGUAAGACUUAUGUAGUGCUUAAACAACAAUCACCCUGACUUAAAUUAAUGUUUCCUUUCCUCUGGAGAUGAUUUUUUUUUUACUACUUCCCCAUCACCCUUUUGCCACUGAGAAUUAUAUUGCUAGAUCAGGAGCUGUUCACAUUUUUACUAAUAUGGGAAAGGCAAACAUGGUGAAUGUGUUAAUUGAAUUUUUUCUCUUGCCUUACUAGACAACAAAUAAUCAAUACAGGAGAGGAGCAAGUAUAGGAAACGCAGCCUAUUUUAGAUCAUCUGGCUAGAAAAUAUGGAUUAACAAGGUAGGGUGUCUCUCCCUAGGAAAAGAAGCCAAAGUUCUUUUGUUUACACUUCUCAGUGAAAAAAAUGCUUUUUUUACCUAUUGUUUUUCUCAAGAAGCUUGCUCUUUAAACCAAUGCCAGGAUCAUAUAACUACUUGUUGGAUGGAAAUAACUCUUUAUUUUAGUUGUCACAAUUUCCUCAAGGCACUGACAAUCAUCCAGAGGCAGAUACAUGGGCUCAGGUAAAAACAAUCAUCAAGAUCCAGCUGAUGGUAGCUGUGGCUGAAUUCUGCUGAAACCUAAUUUGAAUCCCAUUGCUUUCAAUAAGACCUAAACAAAAAUCCUAUGCAUAUUUCCUGUAGAGUAAACUCAAGUGUAUAUUUACAAUGAAGAGUACAGGACACAAUGCCCUUGUUUGAAAAAAAAAAUCAUAGAGAAGAUUGUGCUGUAUGUCAUGGAUCACUUUAGCUGGAUGGGGGUCAAUGUAAGUAACACAUUUUUGAUGUGGUGUGACGGAAAAAAUAAAGGUGGAUCUUUGGCAUACCUCUUUGUUCCUUUUAGGUGUGAUAACCACGUGUUCCCAAUGCCUUCCUGCAUUUCCAGUUCUGAUCCUUAGUGCAUAUGUGAAAGAGUUACUCCAUCUGUUUCAUUGUGCACCCGCUUUUGGACUAUAUUUAUGAUCUCAAAGAAAUGCAAAAUGUGUUCUAGCUCUCAUGCAAGUACAGGAUAAAUGUCCUUGGUUAGCUACCUAUCACUAUGAAAUAAUCACCAGGGGAAACAAAUAUUUGAAUUUUUGUUGCAAGCAUAUGGCUGCUUUGCCAGGAAAUAAAUAUGAAGUCCAAAAAAUAGAUAGAAGGCGUUUUCUCAGGCACAAAGCCUUGCUUCAAAGGGCUUUGUAAUAUGAAUGUGACACCUACAUUUUCCAGAAAGCUUGACUGCAUUACAAAUGCCUCUCUUCUGUAUUAACUGUGAUUGCAUAUUAACAUUAAACAACAUAAAAAGUCAUCCGAGUCUUAUGAAUGUAAAUGCCUGAAUCUUGUUUUUGGUGUUAGCAGUUUUAAUCCUAGGCUGGCUGCAGAAUGCUGGCAGUUGUAUGGCCUUUUACUGUCUAUCCUUGCAUAGGAUUGCAUGCUUAAUAUAUGGCCCUCACUGAAACUCUGCCGUGUCUCUGAUACAGAGGCAUGUUCCCCCCUGGAACUGCUACUUGCCUGUGGCAAGCAUUAGCUUUUAGGACCAGUGGUUUUUAACGAGGAAUUGCUAUACACAAUCUGAUUCAUGAGUGCCAUGACAUAAGUAGCCUUUUUUCUUUCCCAACCACUUAUUGAAGAUGGGAUCCGGUUUAUCAUCCAUUCUGACUGUGUAUGAUCCAACAGAAAACAGUGCUUUUCUAAGGAAAUACUCUAAGAUCACUUCACCACUUUCAAAUCUGGUUAUAUAAUUGUCAUCAAAUAUCAAACUGCUAUUCUGAAAUCAUUAUAUUAGUGACUGUUAACAUGAUGUCAGAAUUCUGUAAUCUGCUAGUCUGAAGGGAGUAGAAAAAAAGCACCUUAAGCCAUAUUUUGUCGCCAUGCCCAGUUUUUCAGUGCUGGUGCUUUUACUUCUCUUUCUAGAAAACUGUUCUAUUUGCUUUUGCUCACAGGUAUUUUGACUGUAAUACUUGUAUUGAAAAUAAGGUCUGACAUGCAAACUGAACAGCAGACAACAAAAAUGCACCUUUUACGCCACAGUCCAUGCUCACUGAGGCUAGGAAUUGUACAACUUUUUUCUGUCUAAAUGUGCAUAGAACUGAAACCUAACUUAGAAGUAAGGUUCUUUGAACUCAGUGGGACUUCCUUCUGAUUAAACAUGUACAGGAUUGUGCUGUUAAAAUAUUUGCAACUAUCAUGUAAUUUGGAGUGGGGGGUGAGACUGGUUGUCAAGUGGGACUUUCCUUUGCUGGAGGUAUUUAAGCAGUGGCUGCACAGUCAUUUGUCAGGGAUGCUUAUAGUUGCAGGAUUCCUGCACCAAGCAGGGUUUGGGAUAGAUUACCUCCAAGGUCCCUUCCAACUCUUAAAUUUUAUGAUUCUAAGAGCUUCACAUUUUUUCAAGGUGCAAAUGAAUUCCAAAGCCUUAAAGAUUUUCAGUCUUUUGCUGGUCUGCCUUAAGUGUUAUUAUCUCAUUUUAUUGUUGAUUUAAUUUUAUAUGCAUAUGUGUUUUCUAAAGAUACAUUUUGUAAAUAGUUUAUUUAUACUUCUGACCCUUCAUAUGUAAUGUUGUAAAGUGAUUUCCUCCUAUCAUGUGUUCUUAUUCUUUGGCAGUAUAUGUUAUCUACAGAUGUAAAAUCUACAUUUUAGGCUAUUGCCUUCCUUAUAAAUACAGUAUAUAAAAGAC